AUGAAUCCGGAUCUGCAACUAUCAAACGAGAUCGGUACCCCUGUGGCUAAUGCCGACACCGCGAGUGCGUCCAAGGAAGGUCUGGUAUUCAGUAACGCCAUUGACUGCAACGUCGUUGCUUGUCUGCAUCCACAUCCAAUGCAACGCAGCAAGCCCGAAACUGUGUUGUGGCAGGAUGAGUCGAGCUUCGGCAGAUUAACUACACUGGCAGAAACCCUCUUGGAGCGGCACCAUGUACCUGCAGGCUCAAAGCUUUAUCUUCAGUAUGGCAGCGCUCACAUAUUGCUCGAUAAGCCCGAUAAGCCAGAAGUUGACGUUCGCCCACUGGACGACAAAGCAGACUGGUCAGGGGAAGUGCAAACCAUGAUCGCGAAGGCGCUGGUACGGAAGAAGGAAACCCGUGGGCAAGAAUCCUUCAUCCUCGAGACCCGCUGGACUCACGGCAUACUACAUGGGCUGGAUUCCGACACCGACAAUCCACGGAAUAAGAUCCGUGGAGUGCUAAAUGCAUCACUGGUCAGGACCCAGGACGAUGUGCAAGGACGUCAGCAGUACAUUCCCAGGAGAGUCCUGGAUACUGUCUUCAACGAGCAGAGAAUUCGCCAGCUGGUCUCCAAUGAUGAAAGCAUCAACCCCUCCAUGUUCGGUACUCGAGAUGCAUUGUGGCAGAAUGAGUUGGAAUUCGCCCGCGACAUCUACUUGAAUGGCGUUCGCUUACUAGCACUAUUUGUUUACGUCACGGAUAUAAAGUUAUCCUUCCUUCACUAUAUUCUUGAACGGGCGAAGCAAAGAGGCUUUGAAAACACCCCCCUGGUCCAUCGUUUCUUGAAUGUUGACGACCUACCACAUGAUUGUCCACAAUUCGAGCUAGAUAGGAUGCUGGAACAACAAUUCAAGUUUAACGCUCACGAGUUCACCUCAGUCAGCCAGAUGGAACAACCCAUGCGGAUAGACCUGGAUUUCGACACCAUUGUUCCCAUUACGCAUGUCGUGCAAGAUGGUAAGCCAGCACUUGUGGGCAAAGGGAACUACGGCCGCGUCUAUCGUGUCCGUAUCGAGCCCGGACAUCACAGGUUUGACGCCGAUCAGUCUAAAUGCUACGCACUCAAAGUUUCCAAGCGCGACCUUGAGGUGAGCGAAGAAGCUCUUGAGCAUGAGGAACAGGUGUUCCGCAAACUGAUCAAGGCUUCAAAAUCAAGCCAGUACCUGGUUCUCUACCGUGCGAUCUGGACACACAAGAGGAGACUGUACAUGCUUUUCGACUUGGCAGAGGGAAGCCUCAAAGAACUCCUUUCGAGUGCGAGAUCUCCCAUGAGCAAUUCGUCUGCGGUGACUUUGUUAGCAUUACUUCGUGGCGUUGCCAAGGGAGUACAGCACAUACACAGGUCAACCAGACUGAAAGAGUCGAACGAAUCUCCUGCUCCUGACCAUCUCCCAAAACCAAAGAUUAAUCCACCUUGGACAGGGUACCAUCAUGACCUUAAGCCAGCCAAUAUACUUCGUUUCAAGGAUGAUCGCGGGAAAGAGGUUUGGAAAAUAAGCGAUUUUGGCACAGCUCGCUUGACCCGAGCCGCCUAUUCUGGUUCUGGGGCCAAUGAAUACAACAGCGGCGGGACCGGUGCCAUUCGUGGCGACUCAGUUUACCGAUCGCCAGAUUAUGAGCUGAACGCCACGUCAUCGCGGCCGUCCGAUAUCUGGUCGCUCGCUUGCAUUUUCCUUGAGGCACUUUUGUGGGCAUUCAACCUUGCAGUAUUGGAUGAGAGCGACGAGUCCUUUGAAUGGAAGAGAACCAAAAAUAGGGGCGCUAAGGGCGGUGAAAGCCAAACAACCAGCAGCGCAACCUUUUGGUACUCCUACUACGACGAAGAGGGUCAUGCCAUGAUCGAGCUCAAGCCCGUUGUCAGGGAGUAUCUUAACCUACUGCAGCAACACUGUGAACACUGGGGUGUCUUCGCUGAUCUGGUGCGUAUUCUCAAUCGGAUGUUUAAUAUCCCAUCAAAGAUCCGACCCAAAGCUCCCGAGAUUGUGGAUUACCUCAAGCGUCUGCAAACGCAAGCCCAGGCAGAUAUCGACGCAGGCGCCGACUAUUCGAAACCACUCGGAACAACGCCCAAAGCCGAGCGUGUGACUGACCUCCGAGGAGGAAGCGUGCUUGGUGGGGAGGAGUACAACCAUGGGCCAGUACCUGUACGCAGGCAUAUUCGACGGAACACCAUAUCCAAUGCGCAACUACAGAGAUCCCAUAUUACGGAUUUUGAUGCCGCAAACUUGCACACCACCGGUAGUCAUUACGCCUCCUCCUUGCUGACGGAUAGCGCACGACCGACGCCACAGACGCCACCGCGACUUGUCCAACAAUCAAUGGAACAACGAUUUGCCGCCACCGUCACAGCUCCUGACGGAACUCAGUCGCACAUUUCUCAGACUGCCAGUGGUGGUGAUGGAGCUGCAGAUCCACUUGAGAUGGUAGCGGUUCGUGGUCCAGGUGCCUGGGAUGGAUUCCAGGCGAACGGUCAUGGCCAGACAGAAUCUGAAAUCAAUGGAUACCGUCGAUCCGAAGAGACGCAGCGAUAA
Molecule: messenger RNA, 2574 nt
Organism: Cyphellophora europaea CBS 101466
Lineage: Eukaryota; Fungi; Ascomycota; Eurotiomycetes; Chaetothyriales; Cyphellophoraceae
Exons: 1
Coding region: 1-2574 (857 amino acids)
Biological process (GO): peptidyl-threonine phosphorylation; peptidyl-serine phosphorylation
Molecular function (GO): ATP binding; protein serine/threonine kinase activity
Source: RefSeq, a predicted model, not a curated record